This is a messenger RNA of Erinaceus europaeus (western European hedgehog), 1068 nucleotides long. Its product is annotated as olfactory receptor 10A7. Gene Ontology annotation, cellular component: membrane. Gene Ontology annotation, biological process: G protein-coupled receptor signaling pathway. NCBI's taxonomy places the organism in Eukaryota, Metazoa, Chordata, Mammalia, Eulipotyphla, Erinaceidae. The transcript has a single exon. Bases 118 to 1068 code for a protein of 316 amino acids. The record is from RefSeq and is a predicted model, not a curated record. Gene Ontology annotation, molecular function: G protein-coupled receptor activity; olfactory receptor activity.
AUACCAGAAACUAAACCUAAGAACUCCUAUGUCUUGUACAUGAAAAUCUGCAACGCUAUUGUUGGAGCUAUCUCUACAGCCCAUAGUUUGAUUUUUACAAAGAUACUAGCCUAAAUAAUGGUUUGUGAAAAUCACACCAGAGUCACUGAAUUUAUUCUUCUUGGUUUUACAAGCAACCCUGAGAUGCAAAUUUCCCUCUUUGUCUUAUUCUUGUCCAUCUAUGUAGUCACUUUGUUGGGAAACUUCCUUAUUGUCACAGUUACCAGUAUUGACCAUGCUCUUCAAACACCGAUGUAUUUUUUCCUCCAAAACCUAUCACUUCUUGAAGUCUGUUUCACCUUGGUUAUGGUGCCAAAGAUGCUAGUAGACCUAGUGUCUCCAAGGAAAGUCAUCUCUUUCGUAGGCUGUGGUACCCAGAUGUACUUCUUCUUCUUCUUUGGCAGCUCUGAAUGUUUCCUUCUCUCUAUGAUGGCAUAUGAUCGCUUCGUGGCUAUCUGUAAACCUCUCUACUACUCAGUCAUAAUGAAUAGGUCUCUCUGCUUGCGGAUGGCUGUAGGCUCUUGGAUGUCUGGUGUUCCUGUCUCUAUGCUACAGACAGCUUGGAUGAUGGCACUUCCUUUCUGUGGACCAAACACUGUCGACCAUUUUUUUUGUGAUGGACCUCCAGUGUUGAAACUUGUCACUCAAGAUACAGCAAUGUAUGAAAUGCAGGCACUAGCCUCCACACUCUUAUUUAUCAUGUUUCCCUUUUCCCUCAUUUUGAUUUCUUACACUCGCAUUAUUAUAACUAUCCUGAAGAUGCCCUCUGCUACCGGUCGCCAGAAAGCAUUCUCCACUUGCUCAUCACAUCUUAUUGUGGUGUCCCUUUUCUACGGAACGGCCAGCUUGACCUACCUACGACCCAAAUCCAACCAGUCCCCAGAGAGCAAGAAAAUGGUGUCAUUGUCCUACACUGUCAUCACCCCCAUGUUAAACCCCAUCAUCUACAGCUUAAGGAACAAUGAAGUCAAGGGGGCAGUUAAAAGGACAAUCACUCAAAAAGUCUUUCAAAAAUUAGAUAUAUUUUGA